Molecule: messenger RNA, 2733 nt
Organism: Medioppia subpectinata
Lineage: Eukaryota; Metazoa; Arthropoda; Arachnida; Sarcoptiformes; Oppiidae
Source: the annotation of a GenBank genome assembly
AUGCAAUUGUCGGACGAAAAAUCUGUGCAACAAAUCUGGCUAUCAAUUGGUUGGGAUCUACUGGAAGGUGAACAUGAAAUGCUGCUCAUGACUGACCCAAACGGAUUAUUUGUCGCACAAGACAUUAAUACGGAUAAAGUUUUGGGAGUUUGUUGUAGUGUUAAUCUAUCUCAAGAGAUAUCAUUUAUUUAUGAGUAUGGAGUAUUGAAAGAGUGUCAGGGAUUAGGCAUUGGAACCGCUCUUUGGGAGAAAGCUUGCCAACUCGUCAAGGUCUGCGAUGGACUCGACAGGAGUGCACAGCUCAGGGCAAUCAAUGGGCCGUUUAAAAGCAUAGGUGUUGUGGCCAUUAAUGAUAGCAAACAAGUGAUGGGCUAUUGUUUUGUUUCGGACACAGGAAUCUGCAGUGGUUUUAAUCUGUCUCCUGAGUUGGCGUAUAUGUGUGUAUAUGCCGUGAGACCAGAGUAUCAGGGAUUAGGCAUUGGAACCGCUCUUUGGGAUAAAGCUAUGAAACAUAUGGGCGAUAGAAAUGCCUCACUGUUUGGCAAUAAUCAGAAAGUGAAUGAUAUUUACAAAAAUAAACACAAUUUUACUUUUAUUCCUCAACGAAAACUCCUUCGUAUGAGAGGUAAACCUGUGCUCAACAAUUUGAUCACUAGUAUUGAUGGCAUAUUUGUUGUUGACAUGAAUGAUAAGAAUAUCGCGGAUGUGAUUGAAUACGACAAACAGGUCUGCGAUGGACUCAACAGGAGUGCACAGCUCAGGGCACUCAACGGGCCGUUUAAAAGCAUAGGUGUUGUGGCCUUUAAUGAUCGCAAACAAGUGGUUGGCUUUUGUUUUGCAUCGGAGACCCUUUCCGGAAAGGGCAAAUUAUUGGGAGUCUGUUGUAGUGUUAAUCUGUCGCCAGAGCUGUCUUUUAUAUACUCUUAUGCCGUGAGACCAGAGUAUCAGGGAUUAGGCAUCGGAACCGCUCUUUGGGAUAAAGCUAUGAAACAUAUGGGCGAUAGAAAUGCCUCACUGUUUGGCGACAAUCAGAAAGUAAAUGAUAUUUACAAAAAUAAACACAAUUUUACUUUUAUUCCUCAACGAAAACGGAUUCAAAUGAGUGGCAAACCUGUAGUCAACGGUUUGACGGAUAGUAUUCCCGGCAUAUGUUUGGUUGACAUGAAUGAUAAGAAUAUCGCGGAUGUGAUUGAAUACGACAAACAGGUCUGCGAUGGACUCGACAGGAGUGCACAGCUCAGGGCACUCAACGGGCAGUUUAAAAGCAUAGGUGUUGUGGCCAUUAAUGAUUGCAAACAAGUGGAUUUGUAUCUCAAAGACUUGUUUUCAUUACAACGAGUGUCACAACAGUUCAGCCGUUGUUCACAAGGAGUGCUGCGGACGAAGAAAAGAGUGAGCAUUGGAUUCAAUGAUUUGGAGAAAACAUCACAAUUAAGAUAUUUUAACCAAAACUUUGAGGCCAAUGACUGGAAUCGCGUAGACAUUACACCAGCGAUCACUUUGAAAGGCGUUGAUAUUGCUGUUGAUUACAGACAGCAUAGACUCGAGUCUAUUGUCCGCCAAUUCCGUGGCGUCAAGAAGUUAUAUCUGUCCAAAACUGUAAUCAGUUUCAAGACAUUAAAGCUAUUUGUCUAUCAGUGGCCACAACUCGAGGAACUAUACACUCAUGACAUCAAUAUCUGUGGGUCGAGUGAUAAGACAAUCACCGAAUGGACGCAACUUCUCUCAAAAGUCAAACACAUAACAAUCGGUAGAAUUGACACAAAAUAUAUGGCAUUUAUGAGAGAUGUGAUCAAAGAAUUGCCAUCACUUCAAAGUAUAUAUAUUUGGCGUUUUAGUGUCAACCCAUUGAGUGCCACACCAAUCACAAUAUCAUCGCUGGCAGAAAGUUUGCCCACAAAUCUGAUAGAAUUGAGCGCUCGUUUAGGCCCAUCGGACAGUCAAACUCUGGAUGCAAUCACGAGUAAAUGCCAGCAAAUAAGGAAAAUAUGGCUCAAUGAGUUGUCUGCGUUUACAACCGUUGAAGAAUGUAAUCUCUGGAACCAAUGGUUUUCAAUGAUAUGCGAUCGUCUCGACGGUUUGAGAAUUUUAUAUGUCAUUUUGGGAGACAUUUCUAUCAAAAAUUUCAGCGAAGGUAUUGCAAAACUCAACGUUUUAAAAGAUCUUACCAUCGUUUUCGCCGGUUCUGCAAAUUUACCGGUAAUGUGUUUCGACACCCAAUCGAUGGCCAAACAUAUGCAGCCAAUGGUGUCGUUGCGAUCGUUAUCACUUCGGGGACUCGACUGUUCACCAAAUCGGUGGUCAAAUUUAGCGGAGAUGUUGCCAAAUGUCCGCAAAUUGAGUGUCUAUUGCAUGUAUUAUCGCGCGGAUUGUGAUGACGGAGAGGACUUUAAUCUAUGUUUCUAUCGGUGUAUGGAUUGUGUGUCAAAAAUGCCAAAAUUAAAACAUAUUACAAUCCGUAAUAUCAUCGAUGGUCACAUCACAAGACACGUACUGGAAGUGUUCAAUCGUAUGGAUCGGCUCAGCGUUGAUAUGGGAUCUGAAGAAAAACUGAUUGAAGUGUUGAUACAUUUUAUGGUCAAAACACUGGCCAAUAGGCGACGAGUAUUCCGAUUGGAUUUAGUGCCUAAAGUGAAGCGAGAAUUGAUCGAAACGAUGAAUACAAUGGAUAUACCAAUGCCUGAGAGUGUGAUUGUGGGCCAUGUCUUCAGUACUAGAGAUGGGGACCAAUGA